Molecule: messenger RNA, 1155 nt
Organism: Humulus lupulus (European hop)
Lineage: Eukaryota; Viridiplantae; Streptophyta; Magnoliopsida; Rosales; Cannabaceae
Exons: 1
Coding region: 100-978 (292 amino acids)
Source: RefSeq, a predicted model, not a curated record
GUGGCACAGAGCACCACAACUCUAUCUACCUAGACUACUUGUUCCAGUGCAUAUCUUCUUAGUCUCAUAAUUCUCAAUACGCCAACCCCAAAACAAAAAAUGGCUGCAGAUGAAGUACUAAACCUCUUUGAUUCAAUCUGGUUUGGAUCAUCCUCAUGUUUUAGUACCAUGACAAAGACUACUACUACUCCUACUUCAAAAACAAACCCAUCUGAAGAUUUUGAUCAUGAUCAAGAAGAACAAAUUUUCCCAGAAGAUCUGAUGAUGAUCCAAGAAUCUUUAUCUUCACAAGACCAUGACCACCAUCUUUCAUUUUCUCCAUUCCCAAACCAUCUCAACGUAAGAUCACAAAGUGAGCAUCUUUUAGAGUACUCAUCAUCCAAAGGGAGUUUCUUCUCUGAUUCUCAGUUCUCUCCAAGCUCAGUUCUCAAUCUCAACAUGCCAAAGCUUCAAACCAUUAUCUCUGGAAAAGAAGUGAGAGAUUUUUCAGAAGAGGAAGGAAGUAAUUACAGCUCAACUACUACUGAGAAACAAGACGAAGAUCAUAAAGUAGCAGUAGUAGCUGCGGUCAACAAGAAAGUCAAGAAAAGGAUGAGGAGGAGAAAACUUGGGGCCAGUAGUAAAAGCUUGUCUGACCUUGAGUUUGAGGAGCUUAAAGGGUUUAUGGAUCUGGGUUUUGUUUUUACUGAGGAGGAGUGUAGAAAUUCGAACCUGAUUUCUAUUAUCCCUGGCUUACAGAGAUUUGCAGAGAAAAAACAAAGUGACGUUAUUGGACCCAAUAACAGAGGAAAAGAUCAUGAUCAAGGGAGUUCGGUUUCGAGGCCUUAUUUAUCUGAGGCUUGGGAUGUUUUGGAUAUUAAAAGAAAGAAGGAGAAAUCUCCAUUGAUGAAUUGGAAGUUAACUGAAACUGGUAGUGAAAUCGACAUGAAAGAUCAACUCAAGUUUUGGGCUCAUUCGGUUGCAUCCACUGUAAGAUAACACAAGUGUUUGAUAUUUUUCUUUUUGGUUGAGAAAACUUUGUUUUUGGUGAAAUUUUGUGCAUGUAAAUAAAAGUUUUCUGGCGAAGUCAAUUUUGUUUUACUUGGUAACAAAAAAAAAAAAAAAAAAAGAAGGGUGAUUUAAUUAAGAGUUUGAAUUGAAUUUAAGUUUCAAUAA